Trypanosoma conorhini is the source of this 2682-nucleotide messenger RNA. RefSeq lists its product as uncharacterized. The transcript has a single exon. The record is from RefSeq and is a predicted model, not a curated record. The coding region runs from base 1 to 2682 and encodes 893 amino acids. Lineage: Eukaryota; Euglenozoa; Kinetoplastea; Trypanosomatida; Trypanosomatidae. Gene Ontology annotation, cellular component: mRNA cleavage and polyadenylation specificity factor complex.
AUGGACGCCUUCUUCAGCUCCGCGCGGGAGGCGGACGCCUUGCAGUCGGUGGACUUCGACGCCCUGCGGGACGCCGUCGCCGCGGCGCACACGUCGGAGGAGGGGCGGGAGACGCUCGCCGCGCUGAUGGACGCCUACUACGCCGCCGACCGCCCGCACGCGGUGUACCAGUGGGCCAUUAUGCGGGCCAUUGGCUGCUGCCUGCGCCAGGCCGGCCCGCCCUCGGACGGCAGCGACGGUGGGCGGCGUCGCUGGGAGCUGACGGCGGACGAUUACAUUCUGCUCGCGCUUUUUUUCAACGAGUUGUCCACGGUGGACGACACGCGGCUCUUUUCGCUCCUCACUGAGGCCGUGACGCUGCUCUUCGAGCAGACCGUCCCCCUCGUCUACGGGGCCGCCGGCUGCGACGCGGCGGUGGAGGCGGCAACGGCGGACUCGCUUUGCAGCGAGCUGCAGACGCUGCGGGUGGUGAUGGCCAAGCGCCUCACGGCACCUCCCGCAGAGCCGGGCGCGGGCGAGGGUGGCACAGGCAUGCAGCUGGGCAUCCUCGACUGCCUGCGUGCGUUGCUGCUGUCACUCACGCAGGCUGCGUCAACGCGGGCCGGCACCGGCGGCGCAGUGGCCGAGCCGCCAGGAAGCGGCAGGGAAAGUGUGACGGUGGCGGUGCGGCAGGCGGUGGAGGGUGUCCUGUCGCCGCUGACGGCGGCGGUGGAGGAGCUGCGGGCGUCGGUUGGUGGAGGGAGCGGGGAGAAGGCGCCCGCGUCCAUCCGCAUGCAGGCAGGCACGACAGUCUCUCCGCUCGUCUUGGCGAGCGCGCUGCGUGUAGUCGAGGAACUGCUCUGGCGCUGCGCCAGCCACGCGCCGCAGCGCGACGGUUGUGAACAAACAGCCGCGGACACGCCGCUUCUCGCCGCGGGGCGCUUCGCCGUGACCCGGGUGCUCAGCGCCCUGCAACAGUAUUUGGUGCUGCAGCAGCAACAGUCGAUGGAGUCGGCGGCGGGGUCAAUGGAAAAGGGCCCCUUCGCGGCCGAUGCGCUGCGCACGGCGGGGGUGCAGUGGGCGGUGCGGCGCCUGCUGUCGGUGGUGCGGCUGCAGCUGCGUCUGUUUCCGUCGAUGGAGCAUGCGGUGGGGGCGGCCCUCAACGCCUUUGGCGAGGGCAUGGAGGUAGAGGACCCCCUGCAGCUCAUGCGCGUGCGGCACGAGUGUGAGCUGGCGCUGCAGGAGAACGCGGACAACGCCGACGCCGCGGCGUGGGGGCUGGCGGAGGCGCCGUCCUCCGACGCCCGCGCCUCGCGACUGCGGGAGUGUGAGCAGGUUUUGGCGGCGCCGCGUGCGGAGGCGACGGCGCACGAAGACGACGCCGCCGCCGCCGACCUCGGCGACCUGGACGAGGCGACCCUCCUACAAGGCGGCGGCGGUGGCGGCAAGGAGGCGUUGCUGCAAAGCACCAUUGGCCCCGUCUCUGUGAACGCGCUGGUGGAGAUGGUGCUGCUGAGCGUGCGCCACAUGGACAUCAUGACGGAGCAGGCGAUUCAGGCACUCCACAUGCAGGGGCUGGAGCGGAUGCAGUACGACGCGGCCAAGCGGGCGCAGCGGGAGGAGAUCCUGCGGCAGCGGCGCAUUGAGCAGCAGGGCGUGGAGGGGAUUCCGGUCGGGCGGCUGCUGGAGCACCUCAAGGAGAGCACGGCCCUCUACGCAAAGGGCACCCAACUCCUUGAGAGCGAGUCGGCGCUGGCCGUGAUGCUGCGCGCGGCCUUCUUUUCGCUUCUCGACGCCUACGACGCCCUCUCGGAGGAGACGGAGAGUCGCGUGCUCGAGGCGCAGGCCCUCAUCGCCCGGGCACUGGCGCAGCUCCCGCCGUCGAUGAUAGACGCCGCCGUGGACGCGGUGUGCGUGCGCCUCCGCAAUGACUUUCGCCGCUGCGCCCACGAGAAGGCGACCGCGCUGCCGCCCACCUCGGCCUACCAGCUUGCCAUGCAGGUGCUGUUUACGCUCUUCUCCGCGCAGGCACCCGUGCGGGAGCGGGGGACCUCCGCCUUUGCGUUCCUGGGAACCACAAACACCGGCGCGGAGGCGGAGUUGCAGCUGCAGCUGCAGGGUUCGUCGCUGGAGCUGCGGUCGCACGCGGCCUUUACGAUUGACACCGACAACCCCGUGGAGUGGCUGCAGGCGGCGGCGCCGGACACGGCAGCUGGCGGCGGUGCCGUGUCCGGCGGCGGGUUGAGUUCCCGCAAGCGCCCCCGCGACGAGGAGGAGACGCUGCACGCGGGCGGGGAUGCGGACGGCGAUGCUGCGGCCGGCGUGUCCGUUUUCUUCCGUGAGGACACGACGCAGUCGCCGUGCAUGUACAGCUACUUCCUCUGUCGCGUGCUGGAGCUGGUGACGGAGACCGGGCUGCCGGCGCUGCUGCUUGACGCCCUGCUGCAGUGCCCCUGCAUCACCCGCUACGUCUGGCACUACAUCCACAAAGCACUACUGCCUUUCCACCGAAAAGGCGCGGUGCCUGCUGGGGAUGUGGCUACUGAAGAGCCUCGCCCUCAGGCGCGCGGUGUACCGGCGCUACGCCGUGAACAGCCUCCUGCACCUGGCCGCCGCACGCCACGAGUACCCGCGACGACUCGCCGUGACGAAACUCGGCGAGCUGCUCUCCGCCCGCGGCGCGGACGGUCGUCGCGUCAUUGA